This is a messenger RNA of Episyrphus balteatus (marmalade hoverfly), 3493 nucleotides long. RefSeq lists its product as uncharacterized. The transcript has a single exon. Bases 716 to 2998 code for a protein of 760 amino acids. The record is from RefSeq and is a predicted model, not a curated record. Gene Ontology annotation, biological process: DNA integration; DNA recombination. NCBI's taxonomy places the organism in Eukaryota, Metazoa, Arthropoda, Insecta, Diptera, Syrphidae. Gene Ontology annotation, molecular function: DNA binding.
UCAUAGUCAGGGCAGAAGGAAUGCGGUUGACUAUAGAAACAAUUUUAAAAAACAAUACAAGUAUAACAAAGACCACAAAGAGAGUAGCUCUAACAAGAGACAAACAAAAUUUAAUUCUUCCUUUCGUUCCAAAAAUUAUGAAAGGGAGAAAAGCAAUAAGUGAUACAGCGUUCAGAGGUGGCCAGUUGCAAAGUUACCGAGCGAGCUGGGAAAAGCUGGGAGCAAACUCAUUUAUUUUAAAAACGAUUUCGGGAACAAGAAUAUCAUUUUGCAAAAGACCUCCUUUAACUUUCCCAUCACCAGCAACCCAGCACAAAUUUGCAACAGCGUGUUCACCAGAGAUGGACACACAAAUACAAGAGAUGAAAAAAUUGAACAUUUUAGAAACGCCACCAGGGGUGGGUCCAAGUUUCAUUUCGAAAAUGUUUUUAAUAAAAAAAUCAGAUGGGGGCGUUCGUCCUAUCUUCGACCUGAGAGCCCUAAAUGCAUACGUGAAUGUAAAAACAUUCAAGCUAGUUUCUCAUUCCACGAUCCCAGAAUUCUUACAGCCAGGAGACUGGAUGGUAAAGUUAGAUAUUUCCCAAGCUUACUUCCAUGUGCCGAUAGCAGAGACCCAUCGGCGUUUUCUAAGAAUGGUUUACAGGGAAGAGCUGCUGCAACUGACUUGUCUGCCAUUUGGCCUAGCUUCAGCUCCCAGACUGUUUUCAGCUCUCACAUGUUGGAUCGCGGAGAUUCUUCGCAAACAAGGUAUGCGAGUCCUGGUAUAUUUGGACGAUUUCCUUUUGGUAAAUCUGAACCCUUCCAAACUAGAAGAACAGGUUACGGAAGCCGUUCGAGUUCUAGAACAAUUGGGUUGGAAGAUAAACUACAAAAAAUCAGUAUUGGUUCCAGACCAAAGGCUGGAAUACUUGGGCGUGGUUUGGGAUACUUGCAAAAAUAUUAUGUCUCUGCCGGACGAGAAGGUCAACAAAAUUCGAUUAUCCCUUCAGACAAUGUUGCAGCUAGGUUCCUGCACUCUUCAUCGUUUGCAACAAGUUUUAGGCCAGUUAAAUUUCGCCAGCUUUGUUGUACCCAGAGGUCGACUCCACUCUCGAUAUCUUCAGAUUUUCUCGAGGCAAUACAACAUAAGGCCGAGACAAAAACUCACCAUCCCUCGGAGGGCUUUGGAAGAGUUAGAUUGGUGGCUCGGAGCCCUACCGAAAUUCGAAAUUCUGCACAAGAUAGACGUGACCCAUUUUCUGGCAACGGAUGCUUCGGAUAUAGGUUGGGGUGCUCAGCUGAACGAGAAGUUCCUAUCAGGCCAGUGGUCAAAAGUUCAAAAGCGAUGGCAUUGCAAUUUAAAAGAAAUGUACGCUGUUCUGAUGGCGAUAAAGAGACAGGAAACUCUUUUGAAGAAUGCACACAUACUUCUCCAAUCGGACAAUCGAACUUUGGUUGCGUACAUACGCAAGGAGGGAGGAACAAGGUCAGUAAACCUACUAAGCUUGACGUACCAACUUCUCCAACUAACCGAUCAGCUCAAUAUAACUCUAUCGGCAUUUUACCUUCCGGGAAGGUACAACGGAAUAGCCGACAGGUUGUCAAGGGGCCGUCCAAUACCAGAAUGGCAUCUUCUCCCUCAGGGAACUGCGGAAGUUUUCAAAAAGUGGGGGUGCCCAGAGAUAGAUCUAUUUGCUUCCAAAAGAUCUGCGAUUCUUCCCAACUAUGUGUCUAUAGACAGCAGAGACCAGGCUGCAAAAUACAUAAAUGCUUUCAGCCAAGUUUGGGAUCACGGUCUAGCGUGGAUCUUUCCACCACCCAACCUAAUGCCAAGAGUACUAGCCCACCUAAACAAGUCUCGGGGCACUUAUCUAAUAGUAUCUCCAGAAUGGGACCAGGUUUUUUGGAUGAGCGAUCUCAAGGCUCGGGCGCUGGAACCACCCUUAGUUAUUCCGAACCUACGGGAGGUCCUGGUGGACGUGACAACGGGGCAGCCUCCCCCUCAGGUAGAAAAUUUGAUCCUGAAAGUAUGGAUAGUUGGGGCUGGAGCAGCCAGAUUAUAAAUUGGUCUACGGAGGAAAAAAAUUUGUUAAAAAGAGGAUGGAGACAGUCUACACUGAAAACAUAUUCGCCUGCUAUAAAAAAAUGGCUUACUUGGUGCGAGAAAAAUAACAUCAAUCCUAAAUCGCCUACUGGUUCUUGUUUGGCGAGGUAUUUGGCCAGUCUUUUCAUAGAAGACAAAUAUGCUUCUAGUACUAUUCUCGUUCACAAGUCAGCGAUUUCAACUUUUUGUGAUCCAAUGUUAGCUGAGAGUCUACCGACAAACUUUUUUGUGCGGCGUAUUUUGAGGGCUAUUGGUUCGGCUCAACCAUCAUCUGAAAGGCCGUCCAUAUGGGAUCCAAGAAGUGUGUUCAAUUGGUUAGCAUCAGAGAACGAGACUAUAAAAGAUUCGUUAUUCGAAGCCUCGAGAAGAACUGCUUCUAUAUUACUUUUAGCGUCUGGCAGAAGAGUUCAUGAUCUCACACUUUUAAAACUCUCAAGCGAAUGUUAUAAGGAAGAAGAAGAGAGUAUAAUUUUCCAUCCUUCAUUUGGGUCAAAGACAGAUUCAGCAAAGCACAGGCAGUCAAGUUGGCUGUUAUUGUGUCAUGAGAAUAAGAAAGUCUGUCCUGUUUACUGGGUAAAACAGCUGAUAAGACUUUCUCAACCAAGGAGAGUUCUGGGCAACAAUUUAGAUAGCCUGUUCAUAACUGUUAAUGGAGCAGUAAAACCGGCAUCGAGAACUGUAAUUGGAACCUGGAUUCGAACCAUUUUAAGAGAUGCGGGCGUAGGAGCAACACCUGGAAGCUUUAGGGCAGCGGUGGCAUCAUUAGGUUGGCUUGAAAAGCAACCAAUAGACGACAUAUUGGCAAGAGGCAACUGGAAAACUGAAAAUACAUUUCGAAAACAUUACUGCAAAGAGAUUAAUUCAGAUGUUGUUAGGGGUUCACCUUUUCUUUUCAAAAACUUUAAGCCUAUAUAAAUUAAAAUAUUUUUGAUAACAGUCUCGAAGACUUCUAAGUUUAAGAAUUAUGUAAAUGAAUUUCUUUAUUUGAUAAAUUGAAAAAUAAAAACAUUAAGUAAUAAUAAUAAAAUAAAAGAUCAUCAUAGCGUUGUAAAUAGACACCAACACCAGCAGAUAACAGACAGGUCUUCAACAACGACGCUGUGUGUUUUCGAUAGGUAAAUAAUAUGACGGUUUUACACUAAAAUAAAACCGAUAUUAUUUGCCGCAAAACACACAGCGUCGUAGCAAGUUCCUUGCUGGUGAAGACACUAUGAAGAAAUAUACAAAAUGGCGCAGCUGGUGAUAUUGGUUUAUGUAAGGGCUCCCCCUAUACGAGAGAAAAUGUAACGAAAAGUGACAGGUAUGUACAGAUUUAAGGCCGAGUAUGCAACUGCUUCUUCAACAACGACGCUGUGUGUUUUGCGGCAAAUAAUAUCGGUUUUAUUUUAGUGUAAAACCGUCAUAUUAUGG